AUGGCAGAGAGGAAGCAAAAAACCCACCUGGCAGAGCUUUUAGAUGAAGUGGAAAAGGAUCACAAAGCUGAGAUUCAGCUCUAUGUGUCAGGCCGCCUAAACCAUAACAAGCUCUUCAAGCCGCCCAAAACACAAUGCAGCUACUGGGAAAGUGCCAAAAAGCCGACCGCAAUGCUCACCAAGAGGGAUGCCCUUGGAGAACCCCAUGAAAUGCUGGAUAAGGCUAAGAGCGGCAAGUAUGGUACUCCAAUGCCCACCCGGGCCAAAUCUGCUUCCCCAUCCUGUUUUCAGUCCCAGGCCCACCUGGCCAGCUUUAGAGCACCAGUAAGCAUGUCACUCAGUACCACAGCUUUUAAACCAGAAAAGAAGGAGGCUCCUGAGAAACCAGAAGAUGAAGCUGGCCCAUUUCAAAGGCAGCUUAUACGAGAAGAGCUGGACAUUCCCGAAAUAAAAUUUCUGAAAUACAGACGAAUCAAGAACAGCAGGCUUUGUGUCACAAAGAAGUUUAAAGACAAAUAUGAGUUCUUUCCUUCCUAUUUGGCUGGUGUGACUAAAAUGGACCAAUAUAACAAGUUCAUGCAAGUUCAGAAGGAGUAUAUUGCCAAGCAGGAUUUGUUGGAGAAUGAUUUAAUUGGGCGCAAGUCAACAGAGCACCAUGCAAAAAAGUUGGCUCAGGCACUCCAGAAUAUCUGUGACUGCAAACGUCCACAUUUCUACCGAUUACAGGAUGUUGGUCAAGUGUUUGAAGAUAUCUGUAACAGUUCUUUGAUAUUUGGUGAUGUAUUGAAGGAAGUGAAAAAUGAAUAUGAGCUCUACAUGGUGAUCCUGCUGGAUUCUUUGCCUACAAUGCAAUACAGAACCUUGCAGGAGGAAGUCAAAGGCAUGAAGAAAAGGAGGGUGAUGACUCAAGAAAUAGAAGAGAGCAGACGUGAAAUACAGGCUCUUGUGCAGAAAUGCAGAUUGGCUUUAGCAAAAAAUGAAGAACUUAGAAAUAAAUUGGAAAUUGAACUUUGGGUGAGCCAGGCUGACAGCGACGCACCAAAAAAGAAAGAGGAUGACCAGGCAAUGAGUGAAUCAACUUCUCUGGCCAGUGCUGAGCUGCUGACAUCUCUGAGGUGCCAAAUCAUCAUAAAAUGCGAGGAAAUUCAAGCAAUUGAGAAAGAAAUAAAAAACACUAUGACUUUUAGUGGCGUUAUAAAUAUUAAACAGAAGACUGUGAAAGAAUUAGAGGGUGAAGCGACCAAACUCCAGGCCUCAAACAAGUUUCUAAAGAUGCAAAUAAGGGAUGUUAAAUACAAUAUCAAGGCAGCAUUAAGGAGGCAGAAGCUUAAUGAAGCAAGCAUGAUGUAUUUGUGGGGGUUAGUGAAGGACUUCUUGAGACCGGUUGGAGAAGAAAGCUAUGAAAACUUAACUGGAUUAUUUUCUCAGACAUCCUUAUAGAACUUUUGAUUUAAUUUGUAAGACAGGAAUGCUGCUAUGGAAAAAUGGAUGAUGUGAGAACUCCAUUGUUCUUUGCUAUUUGCAAAACAAAA
Molecule: messenger RNA, 1532 nt
Organism: Candoia aspera
Lineage: Eukaryota; Metazoa; Chordata; Lepidosauria; Squamata; Candoiidae
Gene: C1H6orf118
Product: chromosome 1 C6orf118 homolog
Exons: 9
Coding region: 1-1440 (479 amino acids)
Source: RefSeq, a predicted model, not a curated record